This is a messenger RNA of Indicator indicator, 1350 nucleotides long. It is a transcript of the gene MFSD11, whose product is annotated as major facilitator superfamily domain containing 11. NCBI's taxonomy places the organism in Eukaryota, Metazoa, Chordata, Aves, Piciformes, Indicatoridae. The coding region runs from base 1 to 1350 and encodes 449 amino acids. The transcript is spliced from 13 exons. The record is from RefSeq and is a predicted model, not a curated record.
AUGUCUCCUGCAUCAAAAAAACUUUUCAACAUCAUUAUUUUGGGACUCUCCUUUAUGUUUAUAUUCACUGCUUUCCAGACAUGUGGAAACAUUGCGCAAACUGUUAUCACCAAUCUAAACAGCACAGAUUUUCAUGGCAGUGGCUACACGAGCAUGUCCAUUAUUUAUGGAGUAUUCUCUGCAUCAAAUCUUAUCUCACCUUCAGUGGUAGCAAUAGUAGGACCUCAGCUCUCCAUGGUUGUUAGUGGUGUCUUUUAUAGCCUAUACAUUGCAGUUUUUAUCCAACCUGCUACGUGGGCUUUCUACACUGCUUCUGUUUUUAUUGGCAUUGCAGCUGCUGUGCUCUGGACAGCCCAGGGAAAUUGCUUGACUGUAAAUUCUGAUGAAAACACCAUUGGAAGGAACAGUGGAGUAUUUUGGGCACUCCUGCAGUCCAGCUUGUUUUUUGGAAACCUUUACAUAUACUUUGCUUGGCAAGGGAAAACUCACAUAUCAGAGAGCGAUCGCAGAACUGUCUUCAUUGCUCUGACUGUUAUCAGUCUUGUGGGCACAGUUCUGUUCUUUCUGAUUAGGAAACAAGAGGACACAAAAGCUCCAGGGGAGGAAGAUUCUGCUAAUGAAAUCCUGGAGGACAGCUCGUCUGCACAAAACAGACUGACGAGAGCAGUGGCUGCCUUCAAGAAAUCUAUAAAGCUGAGCUUCACCAAAGAGAUUCUGCUCCUCAGUGUUACAACAGCCUACACAGGUUUGGAAUUAACCUUCUUUUCUGGAGUGUAUGGAACAUGCAUUGGUGCUGUGAAUAGGUUUGGCAGUGAGGAGAAAAGCCUCAUUGGGCUCUCUGGCAUUUUUACUGGUGUUGGAGAAAUUUUAGGUGGAGGAAUCUUUGGUUUGCUGAGCAAGAGUAAUCGUUUUGGCAGGAACCCCAUUGUGAUGCUGGGCAUCCUUGUCCAUUUCAUAGCCUUUUAUUUAAUCUUUUUCAACAUGCCAAAUGAUGCCCCCAUUGCUCCUAUGGAAGGAACAGAUGAUGUUGCUUACAUGAUUCCCAGCAAAGAGGUGGCCAUCUUCUGCAGCUUCCUGCUGGGCCUGGGGGACAGCUGCUUCAACACCCAGCUCCUCAGUAUCUUAGGAUUCCUGUAUUCAGAAGACAGUGCUCCUGCCUUUGCCAUCUUCAAGUUUGUUCAGUCCAUCUGUGCUGCAGUUGCAUAUUUCUACAGCAACUACUUCCUUCUGCAGUGGCAGCUCCUGAUCAUGGUGGUUGUGGGCUUCUUUGGAACAAUUACCUUCUUCCUAGUGGAGUGGGAAGCAGCAACAGUUCUUGCUGCCCGUGGCUCAGACUACAGCAGCAUCUGA